AUGUCCGUCAUUGUUCGAUGCAUGGUCCUCUUUCUGUUCCGCAGCUCAAUGAGUGCUACUAAUAGACCGGGUUCAGCCCACCCUCCUCAAACGACCACUCAUCAGCCACUACUUCAACCCCAUCCACAACAUGGUUUACCCGCUCAACACCCUCCUCGAGCAACGGGCUCAGCGGGCAAAACGGCUCAAAGGGCGGGUGGCUACGGUGGAUCCGAAGUGGGAUCCUUAGUGGGCAAUGCCGUGGGUCCGCCCAUUAUCGGGGGCAUUAUUGGGAACUUAGUCGGGGAUAAAGUCGGCCAAAAGGCCAUCGGGAAAACAGGAUUGGAUCGUGCGGCAGGACAGUUCCAUGAGGACUUAUCCAAAGUUGUGGGUGAAGACCGGGCCAACAAAGUGGGCGAUAUGGUGGGAACAGCCUUAGGAUUUGCCGAGAGUGAGCGUUGUUUAUGUUGCCCGUGCAUGCCUGCGUCUCAAAUCCUUUUCUUCAUCAUGAUCCCCUUUUACGUGUUCAAUUGGUAUCGAUUAAUCGUGGGAAUCCGAUUCGACGCGUCUUGCAUCGAAAAUGGAGAUACGCAAUCUGUGACGUUUCCUCUUUAUGACGAAGACGGAAAUUUGACCCAAGUCAACGAGACCGAGAUCAACGAUUACUGGCUCGUCAGCCGUGAUACUGAGCAAAAUUUGACCACAUACCUGGUGUCGUACCCCUGUGAAUUUGGAUUCCACUAUUUGGUAGCUGGAGCCGGGGUCUGGAUCUUCUUCCUGCCCUUUCACAUCCUGACCCUGUUCGGAAAUUGCUGGCGUCAAUGUUGUUGUUGCUUCUGUGAUCCGGUGGUCUGCUUUGCUUCCAUCCUGGAUUGCUGCAAGCGAUGUCUUUGCGAAUGCGGAAAGUUCAGCAUCCUGGAUAUCAUAUGGUACUCCAUGUGUCUUUUCCACGUGAUUUGGGCCUGUUUGGGAGCACGUUGGUUGAUCCAUACCCUUACUGGCCCCGAUCAAGAUCACGAGUUGUACGAUUACAACUACGAGCUCAUUCCGACGGUGAUUUCGGCCGUGGUCUUGGAUCUUCUCUUGGCUGGAUCCGAAAUUGUGCACAAGAUUCGGAUCCUCUUUUGUCUCGAGAAAGAGGAUAUAGCUCCCACUCCACUUGAGAUGGUGGAAAUUCGUCAGAACUAUCCGAAUGACUCCGGUCCGAUACCCAUGCAACCACGCCCCCAACAAGGGGUCUAUCCCUCGUUAUCCGAGAUGCAAUCGGCCAACACUCAUUCAGCCAUGCACCCUCGAUAAGCGGUCGUGAUAUGCGCAUAAAUUACAUGCCAACUUCUACAUGACAUCAGCGCGUUAUGCUUCAUAUUAUUCUUAGCUUUAAGCAACCUAUCCCACAAAUGCCACUUCAAUAGAGCACUAUUAUUUCAA
Molecule: messenger RNA, 1407 nt
Organism: Tigriopus californicus
Lineage: Eukaryota; Metazoa; Arthropoda; Copepoda; Harpacticoida; Harpacticidae
Exons: 7
Coding region: 1-1278 (425 amino acids)
Source: RefSeq, a predicted model, not a curated record